Molecule: messenger RNA, 4283 nt
Organism: Nasonia vitripennis (jewel wasp)
Lineage: Eukaryota; Metazoa; Arthropoda; Insecta; Hymenoptera; Pteromalidae
Product: dipeptidase 1
Exons: 16
Coding region: 2060-4072 (670 amino acids)
Biological process (GO): proteolysis
Molecular function (GO): metallodipeptidase activity
Source: RefSeq, a predicted model, not a curated record
GAUGGGCGUCCGACUUCUGAUUUUCCGGUCCCAUGGCAGGAAUAAGAAUCCGGAAUGACGACAGCCAAUCAGAGCCAUUCCGGAAUUUCCGUCACAUGGAGACGCAUGUCACCUUCAGUAAGUCGCGAAAUAAUAAGUAGAGAUCGAGAUUGCAUUAUCAUUUCAUUUAUGUAUCUAUGUUUAUAUAUAAAAACAAGUUUAACAAAAGAAAUUAUCUAUCUCUAUUUACACUAUAAUUUGCAUAUUAGCGCAAAUACGUGUAUCCUUCUUUAUAUGAAUGAACAUGAAUUUAUCUUUCUUUAUAUACUGAAAUAAUACAAAUAAUAGCGAAAGUUUCUUUGUUGUAUAUAUCUGUGUAUGCGAAGUAGAUCAAAUAUUUAAAAAAAAAAUUGAGUAAAGUAAAACAGAAAUGUAAUAAAAUUUAUACAAUCGAAAAUAUUGCCCAACAGACAAUAUCAAAAUGAUAGCUGGUAUGCGUUUUAUUAAUGAAAAACAUAAAAAUCAUUUUAUACCUGUUGAAGAAAUAUUGAGUAAUCACAAUGAAAGUCAGCACAUUAAACCGAAAAAUUAUAAUGAUUUUGAUCCCAAAAAAAUAUAAUAUGUAUAUUGGUGUUAUUGUGAUGGAAGUGAAUGUCGACACGGAGAAGCUUGUAAAUACCAUAAAGGUGUAAUUUUUGCAUUAGGAGAGAAUGAAGAAGAAAUAAGGAAAAAAUAUGAAUAAUUGUUCGAGAAUCGUCUUUCCAACUUGGAAAGAUUUGGUCGACUCUGAUGAUACUGAGGUUGAAUCUCAGUCGUCACAAAAAUUACAGAAGAAUGCUUUAAAAAAUGUAUCAAGACAAGUAAUGUUACAAAGUACAGAGAGAACGAAAGCUUUGUUCAGACAUAGACAAUUUAUGGAUCAACGAUCAAAAUUAACAUUAGAUAACACGAAUGAUAACAGUAAAGAAAGUACAAUCAGCAAGCUUGGUAAUGUGUCUGUCAUUGUAGACAAAUUGCCUGAUCAUGUUUUAACCAGCAAUCGUAAAAGAUUAGCCGAAGAAUUUGAGGAUAGUGAAACUUCUGGUGACAAAUGUAAAGGAAAAACACCUCCUAAAAAACCAGAGAUAGCAUUGCAACAGAGCAAAGAGAAUGUCUCGCCAAAUAUGAAAACUUUUUCAGAAAGGCUAGGCGAUUAUUGUUUUCAUUAGAUAGUUCAUCAGAAAAUGACAGUGAGACUUUGUCUCCUUCUCUGAUUGCAAAAUCUCAUCUCAUCAGGAAAAGUAAAAAUUAUCUGUAGAAAAAAAGCAAUGACAAAUCGCAACCAAAAAAUACUGAGAAUGAAAAUGAAAGUUUAAAUAGUGACAAUUGUAACGAGCAAUUUGUAAAUCACAACAAUAGUCAAGCUUUGAGGAUUGGAAAUAAAUUGAUCGCAAACACCAAUAAAAAUAAAGGAAAUAGUGAGCCUAGCGGAAACCACAGUCUAAUUGCAAACUAAUUGCAUAACUAAUUGCAAAUAAUAAUGAAAAUCAAGAAAAUGAUGCGCCUAACGAAAGCAACAGUCAAGAGAUUCCACCUGUCAACGAUAAUGAACAAAAUAUUAGGCCUAAUUGUCAUGAAAAUGAAAAUGCAGAAAAUAAUGAGCAACACGGGAAUAAUAGUCCACAUCAAGUGCCUGGUAUUGAAAAUCUUGAUGACCAUAUUGGUAACAAUGAACAACGUAAUGCAAAUGCAGAUGAGGGCAUCAAUGAUGGUAUUGACGGAGAUCCUGGUACGGAUUCAGCUGGCGGUAUUGAUGAGUCGUCUACUGAUUCGGGUUUAAUGAUGCACCAAGGAUAUUAACAUUGGACUAUAACAUAAAAGUCUUAGUUGCAAAGAAUUUUUUAAUACUCCCUUUACAUAGAAAUUGAUGAUUGAUUUACUUAAAGCAGUAUAGAAUGCAAUAAUGAUUUCACUAACAGCAAACUAUGCUUUCAAUUAGGUAACAUAGUGUAAUUCAGUUUUAAAAACUAAUACUAAUGAUUUUUAAAAUAUAUCAAAGCGUAACGAUUGUUGUUUGGCUGGAGGAAUAUUAUUUUAAAUUAUGCAUCACGGAUCAGGUUUUACAACAGGUCCACAAGAAAGAGUUCAUCAACAACCAGUACAAACCAAUCGCAUCACUAGUAUAGGAAUACCUGAAAAGUGCCCUUACGAAUCUUACUCUUCACAAAUACCAGACUGCUGUGCUGCAGCUGCCGCAGUUCAAGAUUCAAGACCACCAAGUGGUUAUAAUGUGGGAUGCUUUAAUGAAUGUCACCAAACUACGCCUUACCACGAUGAUUCUUAUUUACAGGAAGCUAUUAUGCAACCUGAUGUUUAUCAACAGCGUUCACAAUCUCGCCUCGGUUAUAAUGAGCAGCAGCCACAUCAGUCAAGAUCACAAUCACAUAUCGGCCAUAACUCCGAUUCACGGUGUACAAGUAGAUUGGGAAACCCUAGCUUGGGCGGUGGUUAUAAUGAAACAAAUAGCGGUUGUUUGGAUCAUUCUGAGCCACGCAUGUACUGCACCAGUAACUAUUGCAUGGCUGACACGAUGAUGGCAACAGCGAUGACACAUGGUAUUUGUAGCGAAGAACUUGAACUAGACAUGCGUCGACAUAUACAAGCAUGCGCUUGUACGUGCAAUCAUAUGGGUUACGGAAAUUACAUGGAUUAUCAAACAACGUGCCUAACUGAACUGCCAGAUGUUGCACCAUGCAACGGUACCAUUCGCCUACCGCCUUCAUGUAGCGAAGAAUCACCAAGUAGCGGUAGCAGUGGUGGGGGUAUAACGCAUAAGGACCACCAUCUUGAUAUCUCCCGAAGGAAAUGUCGCAUUCUAGCUCCAAUUAUCUUAGUGAUGACAUCUUUACUUUUAGGCGGACUAUGUUUGCCAAUUCUUCUCCAAACUUCGCCAGCUACACAUCAACAAAGGUUGGAUAUUAUAAGAAGAAUCCUCACUGAAGUGCCUCUUAUUGAUGGGCACAAUGAUUUGCCCUGGAAUGUUAGAAAAUUCGUACAUAAUCAACUUGGGGAAGUAAAUUUAAGCAGUGACUUGGGAAGAAUCGAUCCUUGGGCUAAGUCUGACUGGAGCCACACAGAUAUUCCAAGAUUACGAGCUGGACUCGUUGGAGCGCAGUUUUGGUCAGCGUAUGUUCCUUGUGGUGCAGCUCAAUUGAACGCCGUUCAGUUAUCCUUGGAACAGAUAGACGUGAUACGAAGGCUUGCCGAAAUGAAUGCCCAACACUUAUCUUUAGUAACUUCGGUCAAAGGUCUUAUUGAAGCUCAUAGAGAAGGCAAGAUUGCUAGUCUGAUUGGAAUUGAAGGUGGACAUUCUCUUGGCAAUUCUCUCGGAGUAUUAAGAACUUUUUACGGACUGGGUGCACGAUAUCUGACUUUGACACAUGCCUGUGAUACUUCGUGGGCAACUUGUUCAGUAGGGGAGACAAACUCUACCCAAGGUUUAUCUGGAGGUCUAAGCGAAUUUGGAAAAGCUGUAGUGAGGGAGCUUAAUAGAUUAGGAAUGUUAGUUGAUCUUUCACAUGUUUCUACACAAACUAUGAAUGCUGCCUUGCAAACAACGAAGGCACCAGUUAUUUUUUCGCACAGUGCAGCACGCACAUUAUGUAAUGCUAGCAGAAAUGUGCCGGAUGACGUGUUGCAAAAUCUAGCAAAAAACGGUGGAGUAGUCAUGGUCCCUUUUUACACCUACUUUAUUACGUGUAACAGUACAGCGACGAUUCAAGAUGUGAUUGGCUUCUUUACAAAAACAGCACAUAUUAAUCACAUACGAAGAGUAGCUGGCAUCGAUCACGUCGGUAUAGGAGCUGGAUUUGAUGGAAUAAAUUUCACUCCUACAGGUUUAGAGGAUGUAUCGCGUUAUCCACAACUUCUGGCCACUCUUCUUGAAGAUCCAACAUGGAAUGAAGAGGAUAUAAAAAAAUUAGCUGGCCUUAACCUUUUAAGAGUUUUUAGUAAAGUUGAGCAGGUGAGAGACGAAUGGCAAAAGGCAGCUAUUCUUCCAGUCGAAAAAAUAAGCCCACCUGAUAAUUCUGCUUGCGCCUACGGUGUAUCUUAGUAAUUUAAAAUUUAUAAAAUGAGAGAAACAAGAAACUAUUAUAGAAAGCAUGUGAUGAUAGAAACAACCAAUAUCUUAAAAAUUUUCAAAAAAUCUUUAUUGGACCCGCUUAUGAAGCGUGAAUAACAGAUUAAAAUAAAGUAUGACUGGCAAAUAAUAAGAAGUUCCUCUUACAAUUGUAUUGCCAACAAAUAAAUAAGAUUCGACCAGA